This is a messenger RNA of Nannizzia gypsea CBS 118893, 540 nucleotides long. RefSeq lists its product as hypothetical. Bases 1 to 540 code for a protein of 179 amino acids. Lineage: Eukaryota; Fungi; Ascomycota; Eurotiomycetes; Onygenales; Arthrodermataceae. The record is from RefSeq and is a predicted model, not a curated record. The transcript has a single exon.
AUGUUGAUCACCAAGCUGGUUACUUUCCUCUCCCUCUCGACGGCCGUGCUCGCCCAGCCUGCAGGCGAAUCAAAGCGAGACGUGCAACUAGCCCACUGUCCCGAGGGAGUAUGUUUUGACGAUGCUUUUUACUGCGACUUUGAGACGCAUCUGUGUCGUAAAAAGGGCGGCCCUGGACCUUGCGGCUCCGGCGAGUGUAUCGAGAACGGAGAUGUGCCUGCGCCUGCGCCUGCACCGGCUAAGCGCGAUGUCAACUGGGGCUGCAUGGCAGACGUGGACUGCAAGUUUGGCGUUGAGAGCUGCGUCUGGAUUCGGGCACAUGGAGAGUUUAGAUGUGUCCCGAAGAAGAUGAAGGUCGACUCGAAGACCAGAGGAAACGGUCGAGAGAAGCGCGCGGAGCUGAAGGAGGCUGCGGGUGCUGCUACGGCAUGUAUGAAGAGGGGCACUGCCUGUGGACGAAACGACACCUGCUGCUCCGGCGUGUGUGCUAAGCGUCAUCGGUUCGAGAUCGGGCUUCAGACUGACGGUUGGUGCGAUUAA